AGCGGCAGCAGACGCGUCUGGCUCUGCCUCUCUGUGCCGAGCGCUGGCGAUCGGAGUCACCCGGCCUUGUUCUGAGGCUGGGCACCAAGCUCCUGUCGCUGUCAGCUCUGAGAGUGUUCCCAGAGUCAAACCCAGAUCCUUCUGCCAGGCAGAAGCACGGGUUUGAAGAUGGACUUUAGUGGAAAAGGAAAAACCUCUGAAGGAAAAGGCCUGACUGGCUACCCUCUCACCAAGAGGUUUUCUCUGGCAAAUCCCUCUAUGCUCCUUCCCUCCAAGCCAUUGCCUCCCAUCCAGAAGAGCUCUCCUUCUACCACACCAAGUCAGACACGCAGUGGAGAGCAGGAGAAUGGGAAAAAUGGCAGUGGCUGUGACGAGCACCGGGCAAAAAUACAGGAGCUGAGCUCAGAGAAAAAAGGCCAUAAGGCUGCCUUGCUGCAUUCCAUUGGUGGGGAUAUGAAGAAGGAAUCACUGGGACUGCCUUUGGUCCCCCCAAUAUGCAGGGCAGGAAGUCCCCCUGUGGGCAGUGCUGCGGGGUCCCUGCCAAGCUCUCCCCAGCUGGAUUCCCAGGAGUCCCGGGAGAUGAGGCCAAGACCCAGCAGCAGAAGCAAAGAGAACAGCUCUGAAGAUGCAGGCAAGAAUAGGUUCAAUUCUUCCAAGUCUUUCCGGCCAUGUCCCUCUUCACUGCUUCCCUCCAAGCCAUUGCCUCCCAUCCGGAAGAGCUCUCCUUCUCCUAACACAAAUGAAAUGUACAGGAUGGAGAAAGAGAGCAAGAAAAAUGGCACUGGCUGUGAUGAUGGGAGUAGAAAAAACCAGGAGCUGAGUUCAGAAGGAAAAAGUUAUAAGAUCUGA
Messenger RNA from Passer domesticus (house sparrow), 849 nucleotides. RefSeq names its product serine/arginine repetitive matrix protein 1-like. The record is from RefSeq and is a predicted model, not a curated record. NCBI's taxonomy places the organism in Eukaryota, Metazoa, Chordata, Aves, Passeriformes, Passeridae. The transcript is spliced from 6 exons. Bases 169 to 849 code for a protein of 226 amino acids.